Cydia strobilella is the source of this 466-nucleotide messenger RNA. RefSeq lists its product as uncharacterized. The record is from RefSeq and is a predicted model, not a curated record. Lineage: Eukaryota; Metazoa; Arthropoda; Insecta; Lepidoptera; Tortricidae. The transcript is spliced from 2 exons. The coding region runs from base 99 to 413 and encodes 104 amino acids.
AUAAAAUAAGAUAUAGAUUUGACUCAUUCAAUAUAUAAGUUAGUUUCGUAUCAAGCGACUUAAAAUCAGGUGUGUGUUGCAAUAGUCAAGGAUUGACCAUGGCCGCCCUCAUCAAACUUAGUCUUUUUGUGAUUACCAUAAUCGCGAUGGUUAACUCGCAGCGCGUCGUCGAUGAUCCCGUGGGUAUGCCACAAAAUUUGCCGUGGAUUUCACAAUUGGUGGAGUGCGAAUACGAGCAUGGAACAUUUAAUGGUCCCACAUGUAACGAUUGCUACAGCACCUUACGCUGCACGCCUAAAGGGGGCAUCGUGAGGAACUGCUUCGGACGGACACCUUACUGCGUUGACGGAAAAUGUGUUAGAAAACCCAGUGCGGACUGCGAAGAUUUUGAGACAGUCACCGACGUUUAUUAGGGUCUGAUAGUUUGAUUGUUUAUUAGGUUAUGUACAGUCAGCAAUACUAUUCG